AUCCAUCGCAUCUUUGAUUUACUAGUGAACCAUGGCCAAAACCAGAUCAAAGGGACCAGUAUCUCCCAAAACACCCCUUUCUGACAAGAUUAGGAAGAUCAAGACUAAGACGAGUGUUGAGGCGUCGCCUAGUGUCAGAAAAGUCAAAAAAGGUAGAGUUGAAAAAUCCGCCAAACCAUCCACCACCACAUCCACCACCGUUUCUACCGACGUUGUGAGUGAUAAAGUCGCUAGAGGGGCGGUGGAACAAUUGUCAAAGUAUACCUCUGCCCAAGCCAAGGAGUCUGAGCUGGAUCUCUUUGCGGAUGAGGAAGAUGACGAAUAUGUGUACUUGCAAGUUACUACCAAGAAGUUUUUCUCUGACAAACCCAACUUCAAGCCCAAGGUAAUUAAGUUGUCUCACCCGAUAAUCAAGGAACAAUCUGACCUUAAAACAUGUUUAAUUGUGAGAGAUCUGUUGAUCACCAAACAAGAACAAGUGGAAAAGAUCGAAAGUGAACAAAUUCCUACCUUACAGAAGAUAUACACCUUGCAUGACAUUAAAACCGAGUUCAAGCCAUUUGAAAAGAAAAGACAAUUGUAUAACGAGUAUGACUUAUUUGUGGUUGAUGACGCCUUAAUGAAUUCUUUACCCAGUGCCUUGGGUAAAGUGUUUUAUGAUAACGGAAACAACAAGAUUCCUUUACCCAUUAGAGUCACCUCCUCGAACAGCCCCAAACAGUUCUCCACUAUCACGUUCAAGAACCAAUUGGAUAAGUGUUUGACCAGCACGUUCUUCUUACCUCCUAUGGGAGUGAAUAUCUUGAUCAAGUUGGGAGUCAUAAAUAAGUCUUCUACCGACGACUUGGCCCAAAACAUCAAGGACGUGAUGAAGACCUUUGAAGUUUCUUCGUUGAGGUCUGCUAUGAUCAAGACCUCUUCUUCUCCAGCGUUGCCUGUGUUCUACAGUGAUAAGCUUUACGACUCGGUAGAUGUGCUCGAGAAGGCAAAGUCUGCAAAGAAAUCCGACAAGAGCCAAUUAUCUGCUUUCGAAAAGGGAUUAUUAGAGCUUGGUACCACCGAAGAUGUCACCAAGAUUAUUGGUAAGAAAUUGGGUCAAAAAUUAAGCAGUUAGUCAGUGUAUGUACAUUAACAUCAUUACCAGA
This is a messenger RNA of Yamadazyma tenuis ATCC 10573, 1145 nucleotides long. It is a transcript of the gene CIC1, whose product is annotated as Cic1p. Lineage: Eukaryota; Fungi; Ascomycota; Pichiomycetes; Serinales; Debaryomycetaceae. The record is from RefSeq and is a predicted model, not a curated record.